This is a messenger RNA of Helobdella robusta, 1701 nucleotides long. RefSeq lists its product as hypothetical. NCBI's taxonomy places the organism in Eukaryota, Metazoa, Annelida, Clitellata, Rhynchobdellida, Glossiphoniidae. Gene Ontology annotation, cellular component: plasma membrane; cell junction. The transcript has 10 exons. Gene Ontology annotation, biological process: positive regulation of hippo signaling. The record is from RefSeq and is a predicted model, not a curated record. The coding region runs from base 1 to 1701 and encodes 566 amino acids.
AUGUCGAGGACAUUAUACAAACUUAGGAAAAUAAAAUUAAUUAACAUAAUAUACCCAAUGAAGUUUUUGAAAAGAUUAUCAAGAUCAGACAAAGAUAUAAACUCGAGGUUAGAGUUUCCGUACAGCGUUGAAGACCACAACAACAACAAUGUUUUGGACCAGCUACAAUUCGUUUACACGCCAGUGCUAAGGAUCCAACAAGCCUGGAGGAGAUAUAGGGAGAGUCAACUCGUUUCAACUGAUGACACGCCACAGCCUGACUUCCAAUGUUUCAAGAACCCAAUCAACUACUGCACAUCUUCAUCAGUUUAUAACAGGUUUCAACAGUACCACAAGGAGCAGCUGGACAACAGACUCUACUACUCGCAAGAUAUAAGGAACAACAACGUCGACUACAACUACAAUGAGAUGUCAACAGAUUCGCCAUUGAGAUUCAGUAAUAAAAAUUAUUUAAAGAAUCUUAGUAGCUCAAACAGUUCAUCCCAAUUUCAAAUCGAAUCAGAUCCCAACUCGUUUGCAUCGGAUUAUUCAGAAGUGAAUGACACUUUAAAAGAUCAACUGGCUAAUGUGCAUAUCCUUUCAAAUGAUUCUUUGACUUACAUCUCUUCCAACAAUGAAAGUUUAAUCUCUGUUCACCAAAAAAAUUUGGAUAACAACAUUAAUAAUUUGCACCAAAAACCACAAGAGAACAGUGAAGAUGACAUCAACAUUCAGAAGCAAGUCCGCAAAACUAAUCUACUUAGUUUGGCCCAGGAGUUUGCUGCACUCAAAAAAAUGAACUCUUAUGCUCUUCCCUUUGACUUGCAUCAUGACAGAUACAAGGACCUCAACUCACUGAGUGAUACAGCAUCUGAACCGGAUGAUGCAGCAAUGAGCGAUGCCACAAUGACGACGGCAUCCAAUGUUUCCAUUAACCACAAUGCAACUCCCGGCAUUCAGUCCACUAAAUCACUUCCUUUCAGUAACUUCUAUGACGACUCCAAUGAAUACGUUAAAAAUGUCAAUGAUGAAUAUGUGGCCAGCACGAAUAAUGAUGAAAAUAAUACCGUCAACAAUGUUCCAGAUGUUGUAAAGUCGCAGUUGAGUAACAGAGAGGAAAUAAGGAAGAAGUUGGCAUUCAAACUUGAUGAGGAUGAGUCGAAUGAACAAACGUCUGGUCUGUUCUAUUUGAACGAAACAGCAACUGAUCUGGAUAACGUAAAGGAUAAGUGUGAAACGAUUUCAUCCAGACCUGAUAUCAUUCCAUCUAUCAUGUCAACGAGUGAUGAUAGCAUAACAAGGAGCAAACAACAUGAUGAAGACUUUUUCUCUAAACAGGCUCGUCUGCAAACAGAAGCCAAGAUGGCUCUGGCUCAGGUCAGACCAAUGGCCCACAUGCAGUUGCAGUUAGAGAAACAAAAAGUAACCAAAUCUCCGCUCGCUGACAUAGUUGGUAUGCCAGGUUAUUGCGAUGGCAAACAAAUACAUUUGAACGUUCAGCUGAUGAACAACAUGAACAUUGCUCAGUUGCAGGUUGUAGUUAAUGACCUGCACGCAAGAAUCGAAGAGCUGAAUAUUGAACUAAUGCAGCAACUAGUGUCUCGAGAUGAUUUGCACAUGGCACAGGAUUCCAUGCUUAUUGACAUCGAAGACCUCACGGGACGGGCCCAAGAGUUUGCUGCACGGGUAAACAAAAAAAUUGAAUCAAGCAAGUAUAUCUGA